This is a messenger RNA of Astyanax mexicanus (Mexican tetra), 4343 nucleotides long. It is a transcript of the gene stum, whose product is annotated as stum, mechanosensory transduction mediator homolog. Bases 153 to 512 code for a protein of 119 amino acids. NCBI's taxonomy places the organism in Eukaryota, Metazoa, Chordata, Actinopteri, Characiformes, Acestrorhamphidae. The transcript has 3 exons. The record is from RefSeq and is a predicted model, not a curated record.
CGUAAGCCUUCAGUACAGACACGAUGUAGUCGCGCGCCUUCUUCUGUCGAUUUGGCGUUUAGAGAAAUAUUACAUCGUCGGCCGCGGCCAGCAAGAUAGACCAUACAUUUAGUGAGAAUAUCAAAGGCUGUGAUAUCGUAUCGUGUGUAGAGAUGGAGCAGAAGGACACAGAGAUGCACGAGAAAGGAGUUUCUUCAUCCACCAGCGGAGUUGUUGUCCAAGUUCGAGAAAAGAAAGGACCUUUACGGGCAGCAAUCCCAUAUAUGCCUUUUCCUGUAGCUGUAAUCUGCCUGUUCCUCAACACAUUUGUUCCUGGGCUGGGUACUUUCGUUUCGGCGUUCACAGUGCUGUGUGGUGCUAGGACGGAUCUGCCAGACCGACAUGUGUGCUGCGUGUUCUGGCUAAACAUCGCUGCAGCCUUCAUCCAGAUCCUCACUGCUGUGGUCAUGGUGGGGUGGAUUAUGAGCAUAUUCUGGGGCAUGGACAUGGUUAUCCUUGCAAGUGAGCAUUAAUUUUUUUAAAUCAGUCAAUAAAUUUUAAUGUUAAUUAAAUUAAUUGUCUUACAAAAUCCUAAGGCCACAUAUUCACAAUAUUGCCAAAGCUAUCCAAAUCAUUGAACUCAGUUGUUUCAGUCACUUCCAUGUAUAUAAAACCAAAUACUUAGACAUGCAGACUGCUUCUACUAACAUUAGUGAAAGAAUGUGUCCCCCUCAGGACCUUAGUGAAUUCCAGUGAGGUACUGUAAUAGGAUUCCUGUGCAACAAAUCCACUUGUGAAAUUUCCUCACUAUUAAAAAUUCCACGGCCAAAUGGCAGUGAUAUUAUAACGAAGUGGAAGCAACACCACAAACUCACUCUGUCAAAUAACAGAGCCAGCGUGUUAUAAAGCAUAGAGAGCAAUAGCUUUCCAUGGCAGAGCAGCUCCAUCCAAGCCUUACAUCACCAAAUGCAACACUAGCGAGUGAAUACUUUUGGCAAUAUACAAAUUGUACAAAUGUCUGAGAUCACACAUAUGACAUUUAUUUUGAUAUUCCAGCCUGCAUAUAACUAACAUAAUAUCUUUUGUGUGUUAGUGUGUCCUCUCCACUAGAACUUGAUCCUCUUAUCAGAGACUUUUGCACAAACAUUGGAGUACACUUAGUUUAACUUACACCUUCAAAAUAUCAAGAAACAGUUCUGUGGUAAAAUUUCAUUUCAAAAACAGAUUUGAGGAGUUGGAAAAGAGUCAAGGGACAUUUAUUAUGGGUCUCAGAUGUAUGGACAUCCCUGUAGUAGACAUCCAACAGCAUUCUUGUAUUAGUCUUUAUUUAGUCUGUACCACCACAAAAAAAUUAUAAUUUUAGUACACAUUUUUAAUUAGACGUGUAAGAACUGGCCCAAGCAAUGUUUAAAUAAACAACCCCAAGUCUGUGCAGUUCCUCCUAUAUUUUGUUGCACCUGCUUUGUAGGGAACACAUGGAAAGCACUGUGGUAAUUGCUAUAUGUAGGCGGUUGAAGCAACUCCCAGAGCGCUCUCUCUGUAUUUUCUUUGCGUAAAUAUUUUAAAUCUUCUUCUUGUGAUCUUUUCCAAACAUGGAUACAUUUCCCAGCUGUUUUGUGGCCUAGGUGACUUUGACUGGGAGUUUUCACAAGACUCAAGACAAGAUGCUAUUUUUGUAGAUUGCCAAGAAUUAACAACUGAUUUCCAAUUUCUUUUCCAUGCUGCCACACUUGAAUCUGCAAGUCUCUGAAGGCUACAGAGAGCAGGCGGCUGCCCAGCAGCUCUGAGGUGUAUAUCUGCAGAAAGACCGGAGCUGUCUGGCUACUACCUACAGGAGCAUCAAAGUAGCCUCCACUACACGAGGCUCCACUACACGAGGAGAAGGGCUAGCUGCAGUAAGAUCCUCUACCUAAUCACAUUUCCAGACUGUUGGAAUGGCGGAGUUACAGUAUCCCCGAAGCUCAAAGAGCUCUGUGAAUAUUACAGAAACACCAUUAAUGUGCCAUCUCUGUGUGCUAAACUUAUUCAUUCCUGUCAGAGUUAACCUCUCAUUAAUCUGUCUGCUCUUUAAUUCUGUAAAAAACACGGAUGUAAGACAAGAACUCAAACUGUAUAUAAAAGUAACAGUUUUAAAUCAUUCAUGCAUUACUUUAAAGCUUUGGGAUAUUGAAGGAAGUGGAAGUUCAGUGAUGUCAUUCUCGUCUUGCUAUGAGGAUGUCUACAUACUCUAUACUCUACACUAGAGAUCCUCAUUAGCGAUCAUGGAUGGUGGGUGUCCAGCACAGGUUAUCAUUCUAAAAUACAUCUGCUAGGUUUAGUAAUUAACAAAGUAUGUUUGGCUGUGAAUGAUGGCCUUUGCUUUACACCAGCUGUCUAUACCCCUCGUCCUGGAGAGCAGCUAACUUCUUUCAGGUUUUAACUCCAGCCCAGAUGUAACACACCCCAAUCAACCAAUCAAACUUCUGGAGACAGUGAUUACUUCUAGUUCUUAGUUAUUUGAAUGAGCUGGGAUUUUCUGCAGGAAGAGACCUCUCCAGGAGAAGGGGUGCAGAACACUACCCUACAGUGCACUUAGUUAUAAAUGAAUACAGCUUCCAGUCAGUGUUUCUAUAUAUAUAUAUGUAAUGUAUAUUACAGUUGUGUAUGUAAACUUUCUUCUGAAUCUGUACUAUAUUUCUGUUCUAUUUAGAAAUUGUUAUUACCCCACUGCCCUUAUAGUUUGUAAAUAUAAAACAGGGGAAUAUGUAUUAUUUAUUUAUCAAAUUAUUUUGUACAACACAACAGUAUCUGCACAGAUACCUUGAAAUACCUUGAGACAUUUAUCUUGAUCUCAAUGUAGAACACAUUUGUCAUUUAUUUUGUAACUUAUUUAUUGGAUGUUGUAUAUUGAAGCAGUAAUGCUGGAUCAUGCAGCAAAUUGUGCUAAUGGGCAGUUGCCUAGAGACUGUCUCCUUUAAUGAACUGCUCAGCAGAUUAAUGAGUUAUAUAUUCCUUAUGGCAUGGCAAGAGCUGAAUGGUCAAAAUGGUAUUACAUUUUUUGAGAGUGAGCCUGAAAAAUGAUCCAUUUGUUUAAAAUCUUUAGAUUUAAAGCAGUAUAUCAGAAUGUUAAAUUUGAUCUUUAUUUGUCAUGCAUACUGUUCCAUAUACAAUAUUUUCAAUAGGUUUUCCUGUACCAACAAAAGAACAGAACACCUGUAUACUUCAAUUUUACAAAAUCAGUUGGAUUCUGUAAAUAAUUGUAAAUAUGUGGCUGUUUGACGCAGUUGAUGUGAUAUGAAAGUGCAUCAUAGAGAAGAGACAUUCUGUUUAAAUGCUUUGUUUUUGAAGAAGGUUGCAUACAGCCUCUACCAAUCAAACCUCACUUUAGCCCCACUUUUUCUUGUUCCCAGCUCUAGUGUCAUAGUAGAUGAUACAAUGACUAGAUACCGUUUUUUAAAUUUGAAAAGUAUUAUGGAUGGCUUUGAUCUAUAGAUUUAUAACUCUCACAUUAGGUCUUAUUGGUGGAGUCCAGGACUGUUCUGUUCUUUUCUACGCAUGGGGAAAAAGCAGCAUUGUUAACUAUUAUCUUUAACAUGGAUGUUAUUUAAUAGACUAUUGUAUAGGUAAGACAGGUAGAGAUCAGGCUGAAAAUGUUGCAGUUCACUCAUAGUAGAGUUGUGUUUUUAUUUUGCUGUUUUCCACAUUGUGGGAGAAUAGCACCUGUGGAAAUAUGAAAUACAGUUAUCUUUAAAGGCAAUUAAAAUGAUCUUAUAUAUUUAAGCUUCUACAAAUUGACCACUUUACCUUGAUUCCAGUUCUGCAGACUGUUGUAAUUUUAAUGCCACUUCAAAUAAUUUGUUUCUAAAAGACUUGAAGACAUUCAAGGAUUGAACAAAGAAAAAAGAAAAUCAGUUGUGUUAGUGACAGUGACAGUCUGGAUGCCCAAAACCUUUUUUACAACAUUCUUGACACAUCAGUGCUUUUAAAAUAGGCUUGUUUAAUUGCCUAAAAGAGUGUUUAUGUAAGGUCCAUUAAAAUGCUUCAUAUAUUUUUUUCUAGUACAUAUGUAUUUAAACCUCUGUAUUUAAAAUCCACAGACAAGUCUGUUAUUUAUCAUUAAGUCUUAGCAAAUGCUGUAUUAUGUGUGUGCUCAUUGGGUGUGAUCAUUGUUGUGACACCAAGAAACUGAAACAAUCUAUAUAUGGAACUCGUGUGUUUGAAGUGCUGCCUUUUGUAUGAAAGAAUUAAAAAUCUGUAUCAAAUGGGAGCAAAACUGCUUUUGUCAUUUACAGACAGGAUUAAAGCUGUGCUCAAAUGAAACAUGUAUAGUUCCACAUUGCUGUAACUUAGAAGGUGCCGUAUCGAAUAAAACCUGCCUGCAAUUA